This is a messenger RNA of Loa loa (African eye worm), 419 nucleotides long. RefSeq lists its product as hypothetical. The record is from RefSeq and is a predicted model, not a curated record. The transcript has 3 exons. Bases 27 to 377 code for a protein of 116 amino acids. Lineage: Eukaryota; Metazoa; Nematoda; Chromadorea; Rhabditida; Onchocercidae.
GUUGAAGGUUCGCAUCAAAAGUACCAAUGGAAUUGGAGAAACCAAUGAGCGCGAAUGACCGGAAGGAUGUUUGUGGUGAUAAUGAUGUGGAAGUGAUCCGACGCGUUUUAGAUGAAAUGAUAGGGAGCCGUUUGAAAGUAGUCUACCAGCAUGAACUUGUUUGCAUUUCUGAUUCUGAGUGCUGGAAGGAAACGGGGAUAAGAUUAUUAAAUGGCAGCACAUCUCGCAUUUUUGAUGGUGAAAUCAAUGAAUUGAAAGAAGGUCCACCGAAAAAGCGAAGAAAAGAUGCAUCUGAUACCAACUCUGACUGGAAUGAUGAACGUGCAAAAAUACGGUCCGCUGCUGUUGAUGCUGAUUUUAUUCAAAAAUUCAGUUAACUUAUUAAAUAUCCAUAGUUCUUUAUCUUCCAUUCUUGUCGC